Molecule: messenger RNA, 1852 nt
Organism: Sorghum bicolor (sorghum)
Lineage: Eukaryota; Viridiplantae; Streptophyta; Magnoliopsida; Poales; Poaceae
Product: putative ribosomal large subunit pseudouridine synthase SVR1, chloroplastic
Exons: 10
Coding region: 109-1332 (407 amino acids)
Biological process (GO): maturation of LSU-rRNA from tetracistronic rRNA transcript (SSU-rRNA, LSU-rRNA, 4.5S-rRNA, 5S-rRNA); maturation of SSU-rRNA from tetracistronic rRNA transcript (SSU-rRNA, LSU-rRNA, 4.5S-rRNA, 5S-rRNA); pseudouridine synthesis
Cellular component (GO): chloroplast
Molecular function (GO): RNA binding; pseudouridine synthase activity
Source: RefSeq, a predicted model, not a curated record
UCGUCUCCCAGCUUCUUCGUGGUGGCGCAAGCGCCGCGAUAUCCGAUAAACCCGCAAAUCCUGACGGCAGCAACUCUGCAAGAGCGAAGCACCCGCCGGCCCGCGCCCAUGGCCCUCGCCACCGCUGCCGUCUCCCUCCACCCUUUACUCACCCGGCCUGCCUCCGUGCUCCGCGUAGGCAUCCGCCUCCCACCCCUCCUCCUCCGCGCCACCUCGUCCACCUCCACCUCCGCCUCCCCGGACUUCAACAUCACCUUCGCGGAGCCCGCGCCGUCCAAAAAGGCCCCGUCCGCGCAGCCACUGGUCCCGUGGAUCGUCCGCGGGGAGGACGGCAAGCCCCGCCUCAGCACCUCCCCGCCGCCGGACGUGCUCCAGGCCAUCGCGCUCGCCGAGGCGGAGGCUAAGAAGGCCGCCAAGAAGGAAACCCUCAAGGGCCCAAAAGGCGCGGUUGCUGCCGCCGCCGCCGCGGCUGCUUCCAAUGCCAGCGUCAAGGCACGGAAGGCCGCCCCGACCGCGCCGCCCAAGUUCUCCAAGGCGGCCAGGAGGUUUUACAAUGAGAAUAUCAAGGAGCGGGAGCCGCAGCGGCUCGCCAAGGUCCUUGCCGCCGCAGGAGUGGCAUCAAGAAGGACCAGUGAGGAGCUCAUCUUCCAAGGGAAGGUGACUGUCAAUGGUUCAGUCUGUACUUCUCCUCAGACCAAAGUUGACAUCUCAAAGGAUUCUAUCUACGUUAAUGGGAAUCGCAUUUCCAAGAAGCUGCCUCCGAAGCUGUAUUUUGCUGUUAACAAGCCAAAGGGGUACAUUUGCUCAUGUGGUGAAGACUCAAAGUCUGUUGUCUCCUUAUUUAAUGAUUAUUUGAAGGGCUGGAACAAGAUUCAACCAGGACUGCCAAAACCACGCUUGUUUACUGUGGGUCGUCUUGAUGUUGCCACGUCUGGUUUGAUAAUAGUCACAAAUGAUGGUGAGUUUGCUCAAAAACUUGCACAUCCUUCUUCAAAUGUAACAAAAGAAUAUGUGGUAACUAUUGAUGGUGCCGUGCACAAAAAACACCUCAUAGCUAUCAGCGAAGGCACAAAAAUUGAUGGGAUCAUGUGCAUUCCUGAUUUAGUAGAAUCAUUGGAUGCCCAAUCAGAUACAAGGAAGACCCGCCUGAAGAUAGUGGUUCAUGAAGGACGAAAUCAUGAAGUCCGUGAACUUGUACAGAAUGCAGGGCUACAGGUUUAUGCAUUGAAACGUGUUCGGAUUGGCAGGUUCAGGCUUCCGGCAGAUCUGGGAAUUGGGAAGUUUGUUGAGCUCAAACAGGCUGACAUCAAGGCACUAGAAGGCAACAAGUAGAGAUGACACCUGGGUUCUUUUAGUGAGGAUAUUGGAAUUAAUGUGGAUAAGCACAUCUUCGUCCAAAGAUGCAGCAAUCCUUCUGACAGUCGCAAGGCAUGAGCUGCUACUCAACUAAGAAAACCUGUGAAUGUUCUCGAUGUCCAUUGGGUGUGGUGGUGGCGGCUAACGGGCAAAGUGCGACAACCAUACUUUUUUUUUUGAAGAACUUGUGAACCACUUCGCUGACGAAUCUCCACAUCAGAUGAAACAGCAGAACCUCCAAGUCCACGAUGCAGCAGUCGUUUGGUGGGGAUGAAACAUUGUCAAAUAGCUGAACUCCUGACGGCAUAUACGUUGUACAUAUCAAUGUAAAUCGCAUGGUCUUGUGCGAGGACAUGAACCAUUUGUGCAACAGUUAGACAAUAAUUGAUGACAGACGAAUUGUGUUUGGCCAAAUUGCAUUGUAGCUUGUUUGCUGAGCAUUUUUUCUUUAAAAUACUUUACUGGUAAAUAGAACGGUGCUGUGCCCUUUCGUUAA